Molecule: messenger RNA, 1905 nt
Organism: Sabethes cyaneus
Lineage: Eukaryota; Metazoa; Arthropoda; Insecta; Diptera; Culicidae
Product: very long-chain specific acyl-CoA dehydrogenase, mitochondrial-like
Exons: 3
Coding region: 1-1905 (634 amino acids)
Molecular function (GO): fatty-acyl-CoA binding; very-long-chain fatty acyl-CoA dehydrogenase activity; flavin adenine dinucleotide binding
Source: RefSeq, a predicted model, not a curated record
AUGUUACGCCAGAGCACGCAAGUGAUCAUUCGGUAUGGAAACAGUCUUAGGGUUACACCAUCCAUCAGAUUCCUAUCAGCCGUUGCCCAACCAGUACAACAACCAGAGGCGGACAUACAGAAUACCUCAUUCGUAACCAAUAUUUUUCGUGGAAAUGUGGUCCCAACGCACGUCUUUCCCUACCCUGAGCCAGCAGAAGAACAAAAAGAAAUGAUACAUGAUCUGAUGAACCCCAUAUACCGAUUUCUCCGCUUUGAGCAUAAUCCAGCCGUGGCGGAAGAAAAUGGACGCGCGGAUCAAGAAACUCUUGAUGCAAUGUGGAAAAUGGGGAUCUUUGGAAUGACGGCUCCCGAAGAGUACGGAGGAUUAGGAGCGAACAGUACGACGUAUGUCACUUUUGCGGAUGCCAUCGGGGCGAUAGAUCUUGGACUCGGGGCAUAUAUUGGAGCUCAUCAGUGCAUCGGUUGGAAGGGUAUUCUUCUGCAUGGUACGGAGCAGCAAAAACACAAAUAUCUUCCAAGAGCUACCAAUGGAAAGACACUAGCGGCAUUCGCGUUAACUGAGCCGGGUGCAGGAUCGGAUAUAAGUUCAGUGAAAACUAGAGCAGUUAAGAGUUCCUGUGGUAUGUAUUAUACGUUGAACGGUUCAAAGCUUUGGAUUUCUGGUGGAAAUGAGGCUGGAAUUUUCACAGUUAUUGCUCAAACGGAAGUGCUGCACCCUGAAACAGGCGAAAAACAAGAUGCACUAACCGCGUUCAUAGUGGAGCGAGCGUUCGAAGGAGUGUCCACAGGAGAACCAGAGAAAAAGAUGGGAAUUGCUGCAUCAGGUACUGCUGCAAUUUACUUCGAUGAUGUUCGAGUUCCGAUUGAGAAUGUUCUCGGUGGUGAAGGGAAUGGAUUCAAGGUAGCGGUCACAACACUCAACAAUGGUCGAUUUGCUAUUGGAGGAUCGAUGUCUGGAAUGAUGAGAACUUGCAUCCAAAAGGCAGCGCAACAUGCCAACAAGAGGAUACAAUUUGGACGAAAGAUAAAGGAAUUUGGAAACGUUCAAGAGAAGCUGGCACGCAUGGCCAUGCUCCAAUACGUAUCCCAAUCAAUGACCUAUGUAAUUGUUGGAAACAUCGAUGCCGGUGUAUGUGAUAACCAACUGGAGAUGGCUAUAUCGAAGAUAUUUUCUACGGAGGCUGCUUUUUUCGUGUGCGAUGAAGCUAUUCAGAUUCUCGGUGGAAACGGUUACAUGAAAGAGAUGAGGCUAGAGAAGUUCCUCCGAGAUGUUAGAGUGUUUCGAAUUUUCGAAGGUGCAAAUGAUGUUAUGCGAAUGUUUAUCACUCUGAAGGGUAUUAAAUUUGCGGGGGAACAAUUAAAGGAACUUCAACAAGCGGUCGAAAACCCAACAGCUAAUCUGAGUUUGAUUUUAAAAGCAGGUUCACGACGAGUUGCGCGCAGUCUCGGCAUUCAGAAUGGAAUCGACUUGAGUGAAUACGUCGUUAAUCCUUUACAGGAAUCGGCCAGAAAGUUUUCGGAAAGCGUAAACAUCUUUGCGAAGUCGGUUGAAUCCAACUUAAUUCUUCACGGUAAAGGUAUUGUGCAGCAGCAGUUUACGCUGAAACGGUUGGCUGACUGUAUCAUUGAUAUCUAUGCCAUGGCCUGUGUGCUUUCGCGAGCAAGCAGGGCAAUUGAACGAAAGCUUCCAACUGCCGAACAUGAAUUUCUAAUGGCUGUUGCGUGGUGCACUGAGGCUAAUGAACGUGUCUGUUUCAACAUUAAACAAAUAAGCAAAGGACAUUUUCUCGAGCAUUGCAACAUCUUGACUCAGAUCGCAAAGAACGUUUGCGAUGGUGAGGGUGUUGUGCAGCCACUGCCACUUGAACUGCUUCGUGACAAUCCCAUCGUCGGAACUACAUGA